Physcomitrium patens is the source of this 2888-nucleotide messenger RNA. The record is from RefSeq and is a predicted model, not a curated record. Lineage: Eukaryota; Viridiplantae; Streptophyta; Bryopsida; Funariales; Funariaceae.
GUCGUGAGCUCAACUCUUGCAGCUUCGGUCGGCAUUGAGAGGCGAUCCCAGUUGUAUGAAUAGUGAGUGCGGCGUGAGAGCUACCCUGCCGCCUUGCUUGGUGAUCAAGAUGUUCGGGUACUCGUGGACAAUGGGUAAUUCUAAAUAUGGAAGGACAUGAGGGAAUCAAUCCCAUGUAGCGUCGAUCCGUGUAAUCUUUGCCAUUGCCGUUGGGAUUCGUCAAGACUGGUUUUGGGUCAGGAGAAACGGACAGAGGAGGCCAUUCAACUCUUCCAGCAGCAGAGAGAGCGUUCUGUGUUUUUUUUGCCAUAUACGUGGAUGGUUGUUGACCCAUUCCAGGGCUUCGUUCAACUUCGUUCUACCAGCCCAUCCACACGUGCGAUUUGGAGAAAAAGCCUUUGUUCACGAUCUUUUAUGAUGGGACGACUAUUGGAAGAAUGUAGCCCAAGUGGCGUGGAAGGGGAACCCACACGACAUUCGCCGUUCCAACCCUCUCUGAGAAAAGGGAAUCAUGCUGCUGCGGUUUUUGUAAACUUGGUUUGGAGUGUUGAGUAAGGAAUUCGAGCGUUUGUUUACGAAGGUUUGGAAGUUGUGUGUGGGACUGGCAAGGUGGAUUGACUGACCCAACGACCGACAUACGCCGGUGGAUUGUGACUGCAACCUAGAGAUCGAAUGUGGAUUGCAGAAGCUUGAAGAUAGGAGGAUUGUAGAGGUGUAUCUAUGGUGGGCUUGAGAUGCAGCGCAGUAUGCUGUUCGUACAACGCAAGUCUGGCAGUGAUUUGGCGGAAUAAAUUUCACUUAUUUUGUGAUCACAGUGGCUAUCUUCGGAGAUAGUAGCCCGGGGUUUGUGGUCAACGCUGGGGAGGUUUUGCAGCAAUGGAUAAUCAUAGGAGCAGAGAAUGGAGAGAUUCUCCAGGUCCGCAUGCAUGUCCCUCAACUCCUCCAAGUUUGCACACGCACAAACUAUGGUGCACAGGAACCUUGGACUUGUGGCGGGACGGAUUGAUAUGUGCAUACGAGUUCAUCCCUGCACCGGCGAAGAACUUUAAGGUUGCCGGCGACUUCGGCAACCAGAGUGGACGUGUGCAAGGGCGAUUUGACUGCGACCUUUCCGUGAAACAUCCGUAUGACUACCUGGGGAUCGAUUUAAACCGGUCACACGACUCAUUUGGCGAGGUUUCAGAGGUUUCACACGCUGAUUCGUGUGCUGACAGUUUAGAUACGGAAGUGCAGGGAUUUGUGGUGCGCGAGAGUUUGCUGAAAGAUGAAGGGAAUACCUCGUUGCCGAGGGCCUCUUCGUCUCCUCGGACGUCUCGGGAUCACCGGUGGAAUGGGAAGAAGGAUUAUGGCUCCCAGUGGGUCCCUAUAGGAUGGAGCCGACUCUCGGAGCUUUUCCAAGCAUUACAGGGUGAUCCUAUGUGGGGCAACGAUGACAUCCUCUCGGACGAAGACGACUCUCUUGCAGUUGCCGAUGUGGCUUACCCCUAUUGGCAAAAGCGAAAUGGACCAACGUUUUGGUGUCAUGUUGACGCGCGCCACUCUAACAUUGCAAAAUUUUUUGGGAGUACAUGCUGGCUACAUCCUGCGGUCAGCGUUGCCCUCAGGGAUGAGAAGCGGCUCAUUAGUGACCGUAUGAAGCAUCUCCUCUAUGAGGUACCUGUACGUGUUGCCGGAGGCUUAUUGUUUGAGCUCACCGGCCAUUCGAUUGGGGACCCAAAUCGUGAUGAAGAAGAUGUCCCUGUUGUUUUGCGCUCGUGGUACUCGCAAAACUUCCUGAUCACAUCAAUGCACGUGAAGGGAGUGAUUGAUCACCUGAAUGUUCUAGGUGUCCUGGAAGUUCAGGAUCUGUUGGGUGCAAGCGGUCCGGAGGCGCCUAAGUCUACGCAGGAUGUCAUAGCGCAGAUUGCAAGCCGUCUUGCUAGAUGGGAUGAUCGGAUGUCUCGAAAACACUACUUUGGUGCAGCAGACGAAGUCGAGUUGAAGUACGUCAAUAGGAAAUGGAACGAGGAUUUGGCACUGUUGAGCAUAAUCUUAAACCGAGAAAUACGUCAUCUUGCCACUCAGGUUAUCAGAAUAAAAUGGUCUCUCCACGCGCGCCACGAAAUACUUCACGAGCUCAUGAUGCAUUUAAAGGAAGAGAAUGCUUUAAAAGUCUUGAUGAUGGUGGAGAAACAAACCCGUGAGAUGCUGGAAGAGCAGGAAGCUGUGCGAAACCGCUUGUUCACAGUACAGGAUGUGAUGCAGAGCAAUGCUCGAGAGAAGCUGCAGCAAAAGAGCCUCCGCGUGCAACACAAUUUAGCAGUGAUAGGCGGCGGAGGACUCCUCCUCUCCAUCAUAGUUGGCCUAUUCGGUAUCAACUUGGACGGCAUCCCAGGUGGCAGUGACAAUCCCCAUGCAUUCGCAAUCUUUGCUACUGGCCUGUUUCUCCUCGGUGCAAUUGUGAUUGCAAUUGGCAUCCGCUGGCUUGGGUUCAAGCGGCUACCAUCCGAGGAUGACAUCAUCUCUCGUAAGGCAGAGCUGGAGGAGUUCAUUGUCAAGUUCCAGAAGGCAGCUGAGGCGCACGAGAAAAUCCGCCAUGUCAGUUCGGACUCAUCGAUGCGAGACGUCCACGUCAAAAUCCAAAAGUCUAACGAUCACUACGUUCUACUCCAAUAAAAUUUAUCAUUUAGCUCCUCCCAUUUGUAGAUACUUUUUGCCAGCACAAGGUUGUCGAGGUUGUUUGAGUGAACUAUUGGCCAACUUUGUAGACCAGUAAGGUUUGCAGAGCAUGCUCUUGACAAUUCAAUUGUUCUCAUUCUAGGCACAUCGGUGUACUUUUAUGUAAUCUGAUAAUGUACACAAUGUUACACACAAAAAAAAAAUUAAGUAAAGCAGGAUGUUAUAGUACC